GUGACAUCGCUGCAAAUUCAGAAAAUUAAGUAUCGAAGAGUCACUGUGCAUCGUGAUCUGUGAUCUACAUUGUGAUCUUCACAGAUUUUCACCGUUCUUUGGUUUGUGAAAUUUUGUUAAUUUUUUUUAUUCGCGUUCUCCCUCCUCCCCUGUAGCCGGUGAGUCGUCCCACUGCAGCUGGUGCGUCUGCCCCUGCAGCCCACCGUCUGCCCCUGCAGCCCACCGUCUGCUCCUGCAGCCCACCGUCUGCUCCUGCAGCCCACCGUCUGCUCCUGCAGCCCACCGUCUGCUCCUGCAGCCCACCGUCUGCUCCUGCAGCCCACCGUCUGCUCCUGCAGCCCACCGUCUGCUCCUGCAGCCCACCGUCUGCUCCUGCAGCCCACCGUCUGCUCCUGCAGCCCACCGUCUGCUCCUGCAGCCCACCGUCUGCUCCUGCAGCCCACCGUCCGCCCCUGCAGCCUACCGCUUGCCUCUGCAACCCGUGCGUAGUCUCUUGCGUCUUUCGUUGCUUCCUGGAUUUUGCGGACAAUGGCUGCAAACGGAGCCAACGGAAACCCCGGUCAGGCGGGCGACCAAGGACCUGAAGAACCCGGCCAGAAUCUUGGGCUUCUAAUGGAUACUGAUCUGGCCUACGCGUAAUUCAUCUUGGUAAUUUGCGCACCGAGAGCGACUACUACAUUUCCUGCGCUGAGCGAGGGGAAAAUACUGUUGCCGGCAUCCACUUUGACACAUUUUCCAGUCUCGUCGUAAGCUUAUCUGCUUACUGCAUCCCUCUGCCUAUAUCCACUUGCUGGACCGUUCAUCAUCGUUUAACUUGGCCUGCCUUUGAGUGCAACAUUGUAAUAAUAAAAAUUACGAUGUCCCAAAAAUGCCGAUACGCCGACCCACAGGCACCCGUCCCGUUCUUCCUGUACCAGCAGGCAAACGACGCCUUGGCGGAGCUGCAGGCCCAGCAUCAGCAGCUGCAGAAUCAGCACCAUCAGCUGCAGACCCAUAAUCAGCAAACGCAGGCCGAGAAUCAGCAUUUGCGGACCGAAAAUCAGCAGCUCAUGGCCGAGAAUCAGGAGUUGCGGGAUGAUAUCGCGGUGCUUCGGCAAGUCAACGAGGAUCAGAAGGAAGAGAUCCACGAACUCCAGAAGGAGGUCGCCAAACUGGAGACGACCGUCGCCAACCUGGAGGCUUCCAACGCCAAACUGGAGACGACCGUCGCCAACCUGGAGGCUUCCAACGCCAAACUGGAGACGACCGUCGCCAACCUGGAGGCUUCCAACGCCAAACUGGAGGCUACUGUCGCCAAGCUAGAGACUUCCAACGCCAAUCUGGAGCGGGAUUUGGCCAACCUGCGAGCUGCAACAACGACAGAAUUGGUGAUCCGUAAUCCCCGUCCAGCGGCGGGUCAGUAUGUGCCGCGGCUAGCCGCCUUCAUCCAUGACGGGCCGUCUCCGGAGGUUCUGUUGGGGCUGCUUAUGUUCUGUGUCUGGCUGUGGCGCAGAAGUUGAAGUGGGAUUUGUUUCGGUGAUGUCGUGGUGGUGUGAUAACAAAACUCGUGCAGUUGCAUUGUUGUGGGUUCUGGUACAUUUAGUUAGUACAUUUACCUAGUUUGGCUCGGUAUUCCGCUAAUACUCCGUGGAAGUAAGCGAGAGUUUAUGUGUGCUGCGCACGGUCUCGAUGGCGUAUUUCCACUCUACCGGCUGCGUAUGGUUGGUCAUCGAGCGCGUUGUCGCUAUCAUCGAGAGCGCCUCUACACAGCAGAUUACUGUAGUUUGUAGG
Molecule: messenger RNA, 1770 nt
Organism: Paramacrobiotus metropolitanus
Lineage: Eukaryota; Metazoa; Tardigrada; Eutardigrada; Parachela; Macrobiotidae
Product: paramyosin-like
Exons: 5
Coding region: 858-1499 (213 amino acids)
Source: RefSeq, a predicted model, not a curated record